Panthera uncia (snow leopard) is the source of this 5479-nucleotide messenger RNA. RefSeq names its product zinc finger protein 597 (gene ZNF597). Gene Ontology annotation, molecular function: DNA-binding transcription factor activity, RNA polymerase II-specific; RNA polymerase II cis-regulatory region sequence-specific DNA binding. Gene Ontology annotation, biological process: regulation of transcription by RNA polymerase II. Lineage: Eukaryota; Metazoa; Chordata; Mammalia; Carnivora; Felidae. Bases 1 to 1467 code for a protein of 488 amino acids. The transcript has 4 exons. The record is from RefSeq and is a predicted model, not a curated record.
AUGGCCAAUCACAGGGCAGGGUUUCGAAAACGCAAGGGGGCGUGCCGUUUCCGGAGGCUUUCCCGGCAGCUCCCACGUAAAGGAGCGUGGGAAUCUACCAGUGCCUCCGGCUCUAGGUCUGGAGAGUCAGUGGGGCGUCGGCCUCUGCUCCUUCUCUCCGGAUCUGUCCCGAAGUCAGUGUGUCGACUUGAGGAAGGCAUUCCCCUCCCCCACCCCCACCCCGAGAUGGAGUCCACGCUCCCGACAACCGGGGCCCAGGGACCGAUGCUGUUUGAGGAUCUGGCUGUGUUUUUUUCUCAAGAGGAGUGUGUGUGUCUGCACUCUGUCCAGAGGUCCCUCAGCAGAGACACUACACAGGAGUGUUUCGAGGAGAUGGCCUUGAUGGGAGGGAAAGGCAAGACUGAGAUUACUCAGCAGUUAAAUCUAGACUCUAUGGGAGUUGAGGAACUGGCCCCAGAAAACUCCUCCAUUGCUGUGCCCCUUGUCUAUUACCCAGAAAAAUCUUCUGAGACUGGAGGUGGAGACCCUGAAAGGAAAGUAUCAGGUGGAACUCCUGCUUGCAAGAAAAGGUUCAAAAGCCUGUUAGUUACCAUCAAAAACCAUGCUCCAUUAAUAGACCCACCUCAGUGUCUAGAAACUACAGCACUUUCUGAAAUUCUUGAAUUUUCUGGGGAAGAAGCCAAAAAUUUGUGUAAGUGUCCUGAAUGUGACCAAAGGUUCAGUGAUAAUUCAUACCUUGUUUUGCAUCAGAGAACUCAUUCAGGAGAGAAGAAGUAUAAACGUGGUGACUGUGGGAAGAUUUUCAAUCACAGAGCUGACCUGAGGACACACAGGAGAAGCCACGCUGGCGAGAAGCCUUAUAAGUGUGCUGAGUGCGGCAGCAGCUUCCGCCAGCACUCACAUCUGUCUCGGCACAUGAAUAGCCACAUAAAGGAGACGCCCCACACAUGUGGCAUCUGUGGGAGAGGUUCUUUGUGGCCCCCAGGGUUGGCACAGCAUCAGAAAACCCACGCUGCCAAAAAAGCCUAUGAAUGUACCGACUGUUGUAAAGGUUUCGGUCAGAAGACAAAUCUUGCUUCGUGUGAGGAAACGCACACGUCAGCCACCCGGUACCCGUGCACUCAGUGUGUGAAGUGCUUUGGACAGCCCUCACACUCUGUCCUCCCCGAGCAGGGCCACGAGGACGACUGUGAGGACGACGCUGAACACUGCGGUGACUGCAGAGAAAAUUUGCUUUUGUUCUCAAAAUUCAAACCCUUAAAAUGUCCCGAGUGCGCAGUGACCUUCCUCCGUGUCUCUGAGCUUAUUUCCCAUCAGAGCAUUCACAGAGGGGAAAAGCCCCAUAAAUGUAAAACAUGUACAAAGAGCUCUAUUUUGGACUCAGAGCUCGCAUGCCACCAGAAGAGCCACACAGGAGAGGAGCCUUUUAAACGUACCACGUGUGGGAAAAAGUUUCAGGUUGAAUAGACAUCUCGUUAUUCAUCAGCAAACCCAUAAGAAAACCACCAUGUAAAUAUAGCCAGUUUGCAUUCCUACUCUGCUUUUCCGUAUCUGUACUGAAAACCAGGGAGGAUUUGUCCUUUAUAUGCCAGACGCGUGACACGCAUUCCGUGCCCUGCACCCCAACCUUGCUUUGGGCACUGUGAUUUCUACUUUAUAACCGAGGAAGCAUAAUCAUUGUCACAGCCAGUGAAUGAAGCCAGGAUUCAGUAACUCACUCACUGUUCAGAUACCAUUUGGAUGAGCCAGAUAAUGAUACAGAACUUUUUUUUAAUUCAGUUUUCAUUAAACUGAAAGUUUUGCUGGAGUUGUUUUAAUUUUGUUACAUGGUUUGUAAGUUCACUUCUGGAAGGAGAAGAAUUUUGUUUUAUUUUUUUGCCAGUUCUGCAGAUCUCGUGUCUAGGAAAGUAAUGCAUCUCUGUGUUACGCUUUUUUUGACUAUAACUCUCUGAAUGUAACAUUUGUUCUGAGAGCUGAUAUUUCACGUGCUAGUUUCUGAAGUGGUUUGGAAGCUUGUAUUUCUGGUGUGGAAAGUUCCCAAAUAGGUGGACAGGUUGGUGUUAUGAUGCCGAUUAGUAUCUUUGGAGUUCCCAUUCUGAGAUCUGAUGCCACUGGCCUUUCUGACUCAUUUGCAAGGAGUUUUGACAGUCUGACUGUAGCCCUUUCUGGUGCCUGGCCUUGAGUGAGAGUUACUUGCUUCUCUCUGAAAGGAUUUACCUCUAAGUCUCUACCAAAGCACAUUACCUGCCUUUCUAUGAGUAAUAGUAACUGGUGUUUAGUGAACCUGGUAUAUGAUCUAAUUUAAUCUUCAGGAUAAAUCUGACAGAGAAAGGGUUAUCCUUGUUUCAUAAAUGAGGAAACUGAAGCCCACAGAGGGUAAAGUCAAAGUCAGUACGUUGCCCAAGACGAAAAUAGCAAUGUACUGAAGCCGGCACUUAACCUUGGGUCCCUCUGACGGUAAAGGUUGUGCAUUCUUCAGUAUUGUUGUGUGUUGGCUUUGUGUUGGGGCCGCAAGCCACCGGGGAGGCUGAGCUGGGUGGAUGAGAGCGGUCAUCAUGGAGGCUACCCUGUGCACAUGCAUCCUAGAACCCCUCCACUGCCCUGUGCUUUAUCCCAAGCCUGACUUACAUGUAUGGUUAUAAAGCAAAAGAAAGAUUCCCCAAGACUUCCGGUUCAAAUUCCCAUCCCUGUGAUCAGAUCAGAGACUGCAGACUCUACAGAGUACAGUCCUUAUGGUUUUAGUUGGGUUUUGGUUUAAAAAACAAAAUGUCCUCUUCAUCUCCAAAGAAAAAUACGUACAGAGAACGCUUAAGAGUUUCACCAAACUACCUGACACCACGUAAGUCUUUAGAUACUGCCGUUAACAUAUAAAUAUUGGAGCAAGAUAUUCUUAAAUGGGUUGGUCAUUCAUGUUCAAGAAUCAGGGAAUCUUGUAAAGAUACAUUCAUACACGAUUUCGCUUUAAAGAAAAACUGUGUACCUAUCAGCAAAGCUGUUUUUAAAUGGCCUUUUGAUCAGGAUGUGAGAAUGGCCUUACUCUACUUAAACACUAUAGAAGUAUGGCAUUGACUAAAAUGGGGUUGUCACUGGGAAACCGCGUGAGCAAUAGUACGCCUCUUUAGGCAAGUAGUACUUGGAAGAUGUGGUUUUUCUACAGGACAGCAGGUUGAGAACUGAAUAUACAAAAUGAUGGAGGCUGCUGCUCUAAGCUCUUAACACUGUGCAGAGGCAAGAAAGUAUUCCUGGGGAGUAAGGGAAAUGGAGACCCCAACCCAGCUCACUCCUAACUCCCUUUUUGUCGGUCUUGUUUCUUGUUUGCAGCUCCACAGUUGAGACCCUGUGAUCUGAAUGUCAGGGUCACGUUUGACUCUCUGUUUUGGAUGUCUCCACUCAAUACGAGACACCAGUCCGCUGGGGCUUUCGGAUCUUAAAUUAAAAAGUGAAGUUAUCUGCAGGUUUUUCUUCAGCAAGUCUCUGGGGAGCUUAGAAUUGUGUCGAAAGAUGGACUCUAGUUGGAUUCCUUAUCAGCCAACUUUGGGAUGUACUUUGCUAAACACCAGAAAGUAAUAUCUGCCAGCUCCCCUGCUUCUGCCUUUAGUGGGAGCAUUAUCACGUAUUAGGGGCUCUCCUGUUUCAGCCGAAUGAACAGGGUUGCGGGGUGGGGAGUGAAACUGGGAAAGGAGCCCCUGCUUGCAGAGUUGCUGCAGAAAGAAGUAGGGAAGGCUAUCUUAGAAGGCGCUUGUGCAGAAUGGGGCUGACAUAAGACAUGGAAGCUGUCGUCCUUUCCUUUGCUCCUAAGACAGUAUGGGGGAGGGUGAGCCUUUAUGCUGUAAGUGCUGUUCUGCGCCUCACUGUGGCAAGUCACCUUUCCAGAUGAGGCUUCCUUCACAAUUAAUUUCAGGUUUUACAUUUUUGUUUAUUCUCUAGACUUUGUAAGAUUAUGUCAAGCCUCCAUAAUUGAUAAGAAAAAUAGCAUUUUUAUAAAGACAUUAACAUACACAGAAGUGUAAUUAAAAUGCCUUUGUGGUGUAGUAACCAUUGCUAACGACCAGUAUGUAGAAAAAAAAAAAGAAAAGAAAAGAAAAACCAGUUUGAGUGUCAGUUACUGUGAAAGAGGCAUAUUUUCAAUUGUUGCCUUAUUGUGCAUUUGCACGUAAACACACUUGCUGGAUGUAAUUCAAGCUGCUCUGAGCCCAAGGAGUUGGAAGAAAGGGUGAGUUCACCAAUGAAAUCCAUGCUGUUUUUACGAUGAUGGCUUUUUUACCCUUCUGUUUACAGUGUCAACUGAUGGAGAUAGAUUUCGCAGUUUGUCAUUAAGUCAGAGAUAUUGGCCAACUAUGUUAGUAUUAACAAAUACCGGAUAAAAUAAUAUAUGCAGGAGUUUAUCGUUAGGAGUGGUUGGUUCACUACCUUUUGCGGCAUGGAUGUUGACAUACUAUGCAGGGUGAGCACUUUGUACGAAGAAAUUGACUUUUGAACAAAUUUGAUUUCUGUUGAUGGAUUAAAAAAAUGUCUAUCAAACAUGUCUUUAAUGUGAUCGCCUGAAUAUCAUGGCACAUUAACAACCAUCAUUGCUACAGACACCAUUAUUCCAGUAGAAUUCAUAUGUCCAGUUUAUAUUUUAUAACUAAAGAAAUGGUGGAAUUUAGUUGUUAAUCCCAAAGGAGUUGGACUCAGAAUAGUUCUGUUUAGAGCUUCGUUACAGUAGUUGAUAGGCUAUUCACAUCUCCCCAUUUAACACAGAAAAUGACUAACCCAGUAUAAAGGGAGUUACAACUAAAAACAAGUUACAUUUCACAGUAAAUGGUGUUUUGAGUCUUUGACUUCUGAGAUUCCAUGUAAUUACGUGGCAUUGUUCUGAUGACUGCAGCGUGUUAUACGGUCUAAUACCCCAGAUUUUGCUUAAUCUGCCAGUACUGCACAUGUGUACAAAGUAGAUUAUAGUUUAUCUAAAUAGUCUAUUUUGAAUUGUUCAUUAAGCUUGUUGUCUUUAUAGGAUUUCAGUAGUAAAGUGUUUUUGCUUUGGCCAUCUGUUUAAAAAGUAAAAGUAACUAAAUGGUCUUAUUUGAAGUAUGCCUACUCAUCUGUUUUCGUUUUGUAGACUGAGAGAACUAAUAUCAGGAUGAUCACUACCCAUCUUUUCACCGCCCAUCUGACUACAGGUUUUUUGUCUUUUAGUUUUCAACAUCCCUCCUUCAUGAACACUCUCGGGGGUGGGGGUGGGGGGAGUGGGGGGGUGGAGGUACUAUAACAUAUAUGUACAUUUGUAUAACCCUGAGAAAAUGCUGCAAUCUCUAGUUCCUCUGAAUACCUCAGAAGUAUGUUUGUUGUAUGCACUUGUACUGUCUAAUGUUUUGAUUUUACAGAUUUUGGUAUAUUCUCAUCACUCUUAGCUCCAGAAUGCACGCUGUCACUAGGCUGUGAUUGUCUAUCUGACACGCGAUUUGGCAUCUAAUAAAUGCUGUUCUUGAUGAUGCAA